AUGGGGCUAAUCAAAAAGGUAACCUCCUGGUCUUAUGAGGGCCUUAUCGACUACCUUUCAGUUAAUCCAACUAGAGACGAGGUUACACACUAUAAAGUUGAUCCUGAAAAUGACAAUGACGAGUCUAUUAUGAGAUUGCACACAGCUAAGGAUUUUGGAAAUAUAACGUGUUUGGACUACUCUUACCUUGAUGUGGGUCUAAUUGCAGUAGGAGAGAAGAAUGGCUUUGUUAGAUUAUUCAAUAUUAUUACCAAGGACGACCCAGAGAUUGACACCAUCGAUAUGAAAACUCGAGCCAAACAACAGAGGUGUGUCAAUACAUUGGGUAUCAAUUCAAAUGGUCUAGUUGCUAUGGGACUAGACAGGAAUAAAACAGACGCCUCUCUGCAAAUUUGGGACAUAAAUUAUCAAAGUACGGAUUCUUCCGCAGUAAAUUCCACCUUUUCAUACUGUGUGAACGAAAAUAUUGUAUCCUCAAAAUUUUUCAGUGAUACAGGGCUAAUUAUCGCAAGCACUAAAUUUUUAAAAGAGAUAGAUCUCCGCUCUCCUCAGGCUGCGUACCAGCAUCCUUCAAGACUUUCAUAUGAUGUAAAGAUCAAUCCAUUCAAUGACUUGCAAUUUAGCAGUUAUGGCGAUGAUGGUACGCUAGCUAUAUGGGAUAGAAGAAAACUAGCAGCAUCUUCUUAUUCGGGAGAUGUCAUCACUUCUGCACCAUUAUUGAGCUUCGAGAAACUGGUAGGAAUGGGAGCAGCUUCAAAAAAGUACAUGAACUCGUGCUUUCGUUGGUCAACUACACGUAAUAAGGAGUUUGCUACUUUACAUAGAGGAGAUACCAUAAAACGGUGGUGGAUAGGUUCGUGUGGUGAAGAGGGUCUGGAGGAAAAUGAAACGGAGGAACUCUUUGUUUCAAAAGUUCACGACAUUAACACGACAUUUGACAAAGUAGUGACUUUUGAUUAUAUCCCCCAAAAUGAUAACAAAAUGAGUCUACUAUGUAUGAGACAGUCUGGAACGGUGUAUCGCAUGCCAGUCCACCAAAGUUACUCAACUGUUGCCUUCAAUAAUUAUAAUUCCUUGAUGUUUUCAAAUUUUGAAGUACCCUAUAUAGACGAGAUACGAAUGACGGCUCAAAAACAAAAUUCAAACUUUCAAAACAAAGCAUUAAGAAACUUGUCAUUUGAAGAUUUGGACAUCAGCGAUGAUUACUCUCCCUCGUUAGAAGAUGAACAGAAAGUUAUUGAGAACAAAGAAUAUCUUGAUAGUAGUAUCAGCGAAAACAAGGAAUACUCAGGAACAGAAGACAAUUUCAAUCUACUCUGGAAGCCUGAAAAGCUGUUACAGUCUGACAUAAGAGUAAUAAUGAAGUCAAGAGCGGUAUUGGGAUAUGGACUGGAUCCUGCCAACACAGUAGCAAUGAUCGAUAGUUCAAAAACUUUACAAAAUAAUGCCUACAUCCGGAACACGUGGAGAUGGCUUGCUAUUGCCAAAAGCUCUGUUGAUGAUGGAACAAUGGUUUCUGGUGACUUAGAUCUCGGUUACGAAGGUGUCUUGGGCAUAUGGAGCGGUCUAAGUGGCAUCUCUAAUCAGAAUAGAUUCCGCGAAGAAAACAUAUUGCCCAACGAGCAAUUAGACAAGGAGAUGGAAAAGAUAAUCAAACUUCGUAAAAGACAAAAAAGCCAUCAGAAGAGCAGAGGAACGACGACAAAUUUUUCAAAUUCUCCAAAAUCCAUACAAAGAAGACUGUGCCUUAUCUUAUCUGGAUGGGACCUUUCACCAACAGACCUUGAGGAAAAGUAUAAAACCAUCAUACAAACAGGCAGCUACGAGAAAGCAGCUGCAUGGGCUGUAUUUUUUGGAGAUAUUCCAAAAGCCGUCGAGAUCUUGGGAUCAGCAAAAAAGGAAAGACUAAGAUUGAUCGCUACAGCAAUAGCAGGGUAUAUGGCAUAUAAAGAUACUACGGAAAACAAUUCUUGGAGGGAUCAAUGCCGUAAGAUGUCUUCUGAAUUGGACGAUCCUUACCUGAGGGUGAUAUUUGCAUUUAUUGCUGACGGUGACUGGUGGGAUAUACUUUAUGAGCCCGCCAUCUCGCUGAGAGAACGUUUAGGCGUAGCUCUGCGAUUUCUCAAUGAUUUCGAUUUAACAAAAUUUUUGGAAAGAACAUCUUCGACAGUUAUCAAAAAUGGUGAAUUGGAAGGUUUAAUACUCACAGGGAUUACGCCAAGUGGUAUUGAUUUAUUGCAAUCUUAUGUAAACAAGACUAGCGACGUUCAAAGUGCCGCAAUGAUAUCAAUUUUUGGUUGUCCAAGGUACUUUCAUGACAGACGAGUGGACGAAUGGGUUCAAACUUAUCGCACUAUGUUAAACUCAUGGAACCUAUUUACGAUGCGAGCUAAAUUCGAUUGCGCUCGUACAAAACUUUCAAGAACCAGCAGUUGUCAAAUACGGGCAGACAUUAAACCUCGUCAAGCUUACAUGCAGUGUAUUAACUGUAAAAAAAAUAUUAAUGAGCCUACAAGCAAUCUCUCCUCUACUUCCGCAAUGAUUCCUGAUUCCUUAAAUAAUCCGGAGUCAAUGAACCAUAGGGCUAUGAACUCGUUCGCAAAGCCCAAAAAAUAUGGAAUGACUAACACACCCUCGUCAUUGAAUGUUCAACGCAAGAAGUAUUCCUGUCCACAUUGUGGAACUCCUUUUCCACGUUGUGUAAUCUGUCUGUUACCUUUGGGCACAUCUAAUUUGCCCUUUGUCAUAAAGGGAGUGCAGCCAGAUCCGAUUCGUGAUGGGCAGAGUUUGCAUGAGGACAAUGUCACAGAAACAAAUGACAGCAACUCACAACGUAACUCCAUCACUUACGAGCAGAAUGAUGAGGACUCUAUAAAAAAUAAAAAGCUAAAAAUGAACGAAUGGUUCAGCUUCUGUUUACGUUGCAACCAUGGCAUGCAUGCAGGACAUGCUGAAGAAUGGUUCGAAAAGCAUGAUACAUGUCCUGCCCCAGGAUGCUUUUGUAAAUGUAACAAGUAG
Zygotorulaspora mrakii is the source of this 3018-nucleotide messenger RNA. RefSeq names its product Sea4p (gene SEA4). Lineage: Eukaryota; Fungi; Ascomycota; Saccharomycetes; Saccharomycetales; Saccharomycetaceae. Gene Ontology annotation, molecular function: protein binding. Bases 1 to 3018 code for a protein of 1005 amino acids. Gene Ontology annotation, biological process: positive regulation of TORC1 signaling. The transcript has a single exon. Gene Ontology annotation, cellular component: cytoplasm. The record is from RefSeq and is a predicted model, not a curated record.